AUGGCAGCACUGCAUUUCAACUGGAUGUGGCAAAAGAAAAAGCAAGAUCGGACCCAGCACAAGACAGCCAGUGAUAAAUUAGGCGAAAAUACUCCAGGUGAUAGUAGCGCCCUGCCAAGCCAUCAGCAGCAGAAGCAACAAAGCAUAGACAACGUGGCGAACGGUUUUAAAAAUCGUAACUACAGCAGACAUUACCAUAAUGGAUAUCACAAUCAAAAAAAUCAUCACUACAACAACGGUAGCAGUUAUUAUCGAUCGUCCUACAGCAAUCGAAAUGAUAGUUUAAAUUCUAACGAUAACUUGGGUUAUCAAUACAGUUCGGAUGCCAAAACCAAUAGAAGUAGCGCUGUUAAUGUUAAUGAAGAUGAGUAUACCAAAAUCUCUACCCCUCGACAAGAUGUUCUCUUCAAAAAGGGAUAUCUUUCGAAGCCCAAAGUGUCUACGGUGGCCGAAGCAUCUACAAGCUCGAUCAACGGUUGUGAUGCCACCACGACGACCAGCGGCAGUGUUUCGACUGCUGAAUCCGUGACUUCCGAUGGUACCUACUACACAGAUUUCCCGGGCUACCCGCCAGCGUUUCCCUGCUUUGGAUACUACGAUAAAAAUGGGAUUCUUGUGAUGAGUGGUUUUGCUGUUGAUAACAAUGGUAACUCUUAUCCCAAUGGGGGUCAGACUUACAUUUACCCUCCGAACUACCACUGCCAGACGACGAUGUACGAUGGUGGUACCCUUGAGCAUGACCCCCAGAUGCAGCCCAGCUUGUUGGAGAGUCCUCCACCAAUCAGCGAUAUCCCUGCGAGUGAAUUGUCGAAUGGUGGAGACAACCUGAAUCUGAAAGAUGAAGCAGCCCCGAUUUCUGCACCAGUCGAAGCAGCACCACUUCUAGAUGACACGGAUAAUUCGGCAUUGGACACCACCAUUGGCGAGAAGGAGGAGAUGUUCAACGAGAGUUUCGAACAACAGAUGCUACAACCGGUUCCCAACUUCUACGAUUAUGCUCAAUUUUACAACGCUUUCUACUACCCCGGGUGCAUAAUGGCACCUUUGCCAAUUUUCGAAGAUGCUUUUUAUGAUGAACCAGACGAUACAACUCUCGAGGCAAAUCCGGGAAAUAUGUUGGACAAUGCCGGCGCCAUCGACGAUGUAUGGGAAAUGUGCAUGGAGAAAACUCAGACUCAAACUGAACAACAGAUCACAAAUGUAGCUGAGCAAGUUGAAAGCCAAGAAUCGCGUAAACACCCACAGAUCAACGAUCAACCAGUUCCAUCAGUUGAAAGUCCGAAACCAGCAACCUCAGCUAGAGCUGGGGAUACGGACUCCAAACAUCCGGUCAGCAAAAAACCUCCACCGGGAAAGCGUCCUCCUCAAGCCGGUUCCAAUGGGGUGCGCAAGAAGAAGGAACUGAUCGAGUCGACGCUAGCAUUUGCCGAACAGAAUAUCAAUCUCACCAAACAACUAGCUCCAUCUCAAAGUUCUCGACAGCUGUCCUGGAAAGUGGUUCGUAACGGGAAAGAAGUUUGCCUGGACGAGGAAGAUCCCGAACCUGUGGUGCUCGAAACCCGAAAGGAAUGCAUCAGCGCAGAGCGAAGUCCGGUCGUGAUCAAGGUAGAUCGCGAAAGCGUAUUGACGGAAACCACAUCGCAAGCAUCCAGCAGCGUCCGUAGCAAGAAGGAGAUUGUCGAUAGGAAAAGUAAAAAGACUGCAAAGGGAAAAGCCAAAAAAACGAAAAAAUCAAUCAAGGAUCAGCAGCUUCAAGGGUUCGAAGUUACAGAACCAGAUUUCUCCAAGUUGAAUUCGGCGCGUUCGGACAUUGAUCAAACUUUUUCCGAUGAUGAAACGAAUAAUCCACCGAUAGAAUUGUGUGAACAGGAGCAACAAUCGAACACUUGUGAGUCGAAUAAUCGAACAGAGGAGGAUAUUGGUUCUUCUCAGCGUUUGGAAAUGGAAGAAAGCAAUUCGCCUCCUCACGUUGAUAGUGAACCAUUCAUUGUGACGAUGAAUGAUGUUGUCCAUGAACGGGACAUGCCUUCAACGGAAGAAUUAAAUGAACACGAAAGAAUCGAUGUAGCUGAAGCUGAACCUGAACCUGCUGCCGAGGAAAGUGUAUCAUCGAUAAUCUCAUUUGACAAAGACACACGUGAUAUUCACGAAUGCCCACCGACGAUGGGCGGCAGUGAUCAGAUCGGAGAUCAAUCUUCUGGUGAAGAAUUUUCCGAUAAUGUAGACUCUGGCGUGCAAAGUCCGACAACCUUUUGUACUUUAAGUUGCGAUGAAAAAGAGAACAAAUCUGCGCUAUGUUCCUUCAGUCAAAAUAACGAUGGCCACGUCACCGAUGCCGUCACGAAAUGGCUAUCCGAUUCUCUAAACAACAAACGCGUUGAAGAGCUGUUUGUGCUCCCCGAAGAUCCAGAACUCCUGAAACGUAUUUAUUUGUUCAAUUUUAUGAACUUGGAUGAGACACUCGGUGUGCAUUCGGAGUGCAACAGCAGUGGCACAUUCAGCAGCGACGAGGCAGAAGAUGCCGACAGUGAUUAUAUGAGCGAUGUGCAGCUUCGAAAUCAAAAGACAGAACCCAAAAUCGAUCAGCUUCAUCAACAGACUGCGAAUGGUUAUCGGAAUAAUGACCAUUCUAAUCCUAAGCAAAAACGCUGUAUUAUAAUGUAAUGCCUUAUGAAAAACCUCGAAAGAUAACAAAAAAAAAAAAAAAAACACACAGAAAAAGAAACACGAAAAUCGCGCAAGUUACUUAUUCUUACAUCCUAAACAUAAUAAAAUAUAUUGUAUCAUUUCGGUCGUCAUCCCGUAUAUUAUUGCCAUAUCAUAUUUCAGUGCUUGUUUAUUUUAUUUGUUCCAUUUUGCAUUCAUUUCUAUUUAGAUGUAAAUCAAAAAAGACUAUGAAAUAAUAAACUAAAG
Molecule: messenger RNA, 2913 nt
Organism: Uranotaenia lowii
Lineage: Eukaryota; Metazoa; Arthropoda; Insecta; Diptera; Culicidae
Exons: 7
Coding region: 1-2664 (887 amino acids)
Source: RefSeq, a predicted model, not a curated record